GUCCGGAUUUCUGUGACCCACUUCAGUACCUCUCUGUUUCUUUUUCUUUCUUAUUAUAUCAAAAUCACGACCGUAUUGCAACCUCCACUGAUCUUUUCCCAAAUGGAUCACCUUGGUAUCAUGUCCAUGGUUCUGGAGGGUGCAUUGGAAGCGCAGAAAGAGGAAACACUGCGGUUGGAAGAGUCACAUAGGGCUGCUUUUGUUGCGUUAGUUGAAAAGGAGAGGGAGCGUUCCAUGCUUAUCACGAAAAACCGCGACUUGGUAGCUAAUGAAGCGCCCAAGGCAAAAUUUGUUGAGCGCUUCAUGGUUUUCAUUGAGGCUAUUGAGAAUGAUGAUCUGGAGACUCUCCAGAGUUUCGAUGAAAAAACUAUGAUGAAUACUAUUUUGACAAUGAUGAACUGUGACGGCGAAAACGGCGGAGACGACGUUUUCAAAAUCGGAUUGAGUCUUGAAGAAAAAGCUACCAUGGAUGCGAUUGUAGCCGCCGUGAACACUGGUGGGAGUUUUGGGGGCGACAAUGGUGGAUUUUCCGGUGAAUACGGAGAGGACGUUCCUGAAAUCAAACUGGGUCUCAAUGAAAAAGGUACCAUGGAUACAAGUGUAACUAUGGUGAACAACUACGGCUGUGGCAGCGGAAAAGGUGGUUUCGCCGGCGAUGACGAGCAUGGGGGAGCUACGGUUGAGGGAACAAACGGUGACGGCGAUGGAGACAGAAACAGCGGUGGAUAUGGAGGAAGCUGCCACGAAAACCGCCGCCAGUUAGGUGACGGUGUGUCCUGUUAAUUACAUUAAUAUGCAAAGGUUAUAAGAUGUAUUUCUGUGAUUAUUAAUACUGGUUAUACUUGAGUCUCUGUUUGUUGCUGGAACCGUCUACCAUGAGUGGUGUACUGCAUAGAUGCAUCUUCACUUUAUUAAUAAGAGCAUGUUUUUGUUUUAAAAUUA
Messenger RNA from Gossypium raimondii (Peruvian cotton), 942 nucleotides. RefSeq lists its product as uncharacterized. The coding region runs from base 103 to 783 and encodes 226 amino acids. NCBI's taxonomy places the organism in Eukaryota, Viridiplantae, Streptophyta, Magnoliopsida, Malvales, Malvaceae. The record is from RefSeq and is a predicted model, not a curated record. The transcript has 5 exons.